UGCCACGCGAUUGGCUGGCGGGGCGCGGUGUGUCAGUGCCCGAGCGAGGGUCCCAAACAGUGUCAGCGCGAGCGGGGCUACGCUGCAGGUAUCUGUGAAGCAGCAAUGGCAACAGAAUCUCCCCGUCGUCCUAGCCGAUGUACUGGGGGAGUUGUGGUUCGCCCACAGGCUGUCACAGAACAGUCGUAUAUGGAAAGUGUUGUUACAUUUCUUCAAGAUGUUGUACCACAGGCCUACAGCAGUACCCCACCAACAGAAGAAAAAGAAAAAAUAGUCUGGGUCAGAUUUGAAAAUGCAGACAUAAAUGAUACGUCGAGGAAUAUGGAGUUUCAUGAAAUACACAGUACUGGAAAUGAACCCCCUUUGCUGCUAAUGAUCGGAUACAGUGAUGGAAUGCAGAUAUGGAGCAUACCUAUCAGCGGUGAAGCACAAGAGCUCUUUUCUGUCCGUCAUGGUCCAGUUCGAGCUGCACGAAUUCUGCCAGCCCCGCAAAUCAGUACUCAAAAAUGUGAUAACUUUUCUGAGAAGAGACCCCUUCUUGGUACGUGUAAAAGCAUUGGAUCUUCUGGCACAAGUCCUCCUUAUUGCUGUGUGGACCUUUACUCUUCGCGAACGGGAGAGAUGGUCAAAUCCAUACAGUUCAAAACUCCUAUUUAUGAUCUGCAUUGUAACAAAAGGAUACUUGUCGUAGUCUUGCAAGAGAAAAUUGCUGCCUUCGACAGCUGUACGUUCACAAAAAAAUUCUUCAUCACGAGCUGCUAUCCUUGUCCAGGGCCAAAUAUGAAUCCCAUUGCUCUUGGAAGCCGUUGGCUUGCUUAUGCAGAAAAUAAGCUGAUCCGAUGCCAUCAGUCCCGUGGUGGAGCCUGUGGAGACAACAUUCAGUCUUACACUGCCACAGUCAUUAGUGCUGCCAAAACAAUAAAGACUGGACUUACAAUGGUUGGGAAAGUAGUUACACAGCUGACAGGGACACUGCCAUCAGGAGCAACUGAAGAAGAAAUUUUAGCUCAUAGCAAUACGCGUCGAAGUCCUCUGGUGCCUGGAAUCAUCACUGUUAUUGAUACUGAGACUGUUGGAGAAGGGCAGGUGCUUGUUAGUGAGGACUCUGAUAGCGAUGGUAUAGUGGCCCACUUCCCGGCACAUGAAAAGCCCAUUUGCUGCAUGGCUUUUAACCCCAGUGGGAUGCUGCUGGUCACUACUGACACAUUAGGCCACGAUUUCCAUGUUUUCCAAGUACUGACACAUCCUUGGUCAUCAUCACAAAGUGCUGUCCAUCAUUUAUAUACACUUCACAGGGGAGAGACUGAAGCCAAAGUACAAGAUAUAUCUUUCAGCCAUGACUGUCGUUGGGUAGUGGUCAGCACUCUUCGUGGCACUUCCCAUGUUUUCCCAAUCAAUCCGUAUGGCGGACAGCCUUGUGUUCGGACACACAUGUCUCCCCGAGUGGUAAACCGCAUGAGCCGCUUCCAAAAGAGCGCAGGGUUGGAGGAAAUUGAGCAGGAGCUGACGUCUAAGCAAGGAGGUCGCUGUAGUCCUGUCCCAGGCCUGUCAAGCAGCCCAUCUGGAUCGCCUCUCCAUGGUAAACUGAACAGCCAGGACACGUACAAUAAUUUCACAAACAAUAACCCUGGGAAUCCACGCCUUCUGCCGCUCCCGAGUUUGACUGUGGUGGUACCUCUUGCUCAAAUCAAACAGCCAAUGACCUUGGGGACCAUCACUAAACGCACAGGACCUUACCUGUUUGGAGCAGGAUGUUUUUCUAUAAAAGCUCCAUGCAAAGCCAAACCAGCUCCACAGAUUUCACCUAGUAAAUCCGUGGGAGGAGAGUUCUGUGUUGCUGCCGUCUUUGGAUCAUCGCGAUCCUGGUUUGCAAAUAAUCCAGGCAUAAAAAGAGAAAAAGAUCAAUCGAAGCAAUUUGUAGUAGAAUCACUGUAUAUUAUCAGCUGUUACGGUACCCUGGUGGAGCAUGUCUUGGAACCACGUCCGCUCAGCACUGCUCCAAAGAUCAGCGAUGAUACUCCUUUGGAAAUGAUGACUUGCCCAAGAGCCAGCUGGACACUGGUUAGAACUCCUCAGUGGAAUGAACUGCAACCACCAUUUAAUGCAAACCACCCAUUGCUCCUAGCUGCAGAUGCAGUACAGUACUAUCAGUAUCUGCUCGCUGGCUUGGUUCCACCUGGGAGUCCUGGACCUAUUACUCGACACGAGUCAUACGACAGUUUAGCAUCUGACCACAGUGGUCAGGAAGACGAAGAGUGGCUUUCCCAGGUUGAGAUAGUGACUCACACCGGACCUCACCGACGCCUGUGGAUGGGUCCCCAGUUCCAGUUCAAAACAAUUCAUCCAUCAGGCCAAACAACAGUAAUUUCCUCCAGUUCUUCUGUGCUGCAGUCGCAUGGGCCAAGUGACACACCACAGCCUCUUCUGGACUUCGAUACAGAUGAUCUUGAUCUCAACAGUCUCAGGAUUCAGCCAGUUCGCUCUGAACCUGUUAGCAUGCCGGGGUCAUCACGUCCAAUGUCCGAUCGGAGAGGAGUCUCAACGGUGAUCGAUGCUACCUCAGGUGCCUUUGAUCGGAGCGUGACCCUGCUGGAAGUCUGCGGGAGCUGGCCGGAGAGCUUCGGUCUCCGUCACAUGUCUUCCAUCGAGCACACCGAGGAGGGGCUUCGAGAGCGUCUGGCUGAUGCCAUGUCCGAGUCGCCCAGCAGGGACAUAGUGGGAUCAGGAACAGACACAGCCGUUGAAGUAGCAGUAAAAAACAUCUCCACAAAGAGGCACAUGGCUUUGAAAUGUUUUGAGCUGCAGCGAGAGGGAAGCAUAGAGACGCUAAGUAACAGCUCCGGUUCCACCAGCGGAAGCAUUCCUCGCAAUUUUGAUGGUUACCGAUCGCCUCUCCCGACUAACGAAAACCAGCCCCUGAGUCUUUUCCCCACAGGAUUCCCUUAAAUUAGUCAAACAUACGAGGAGAGAUUCAGCCGGGGUAACAAUCUCGAUGUGCAUUUUCACCCACCGGUUAGCUGCAGCGCUGGAUGGUUCUCGUUACCCUAAUAAAUAUUGACGACUCUUCUGCUUAAAAAAGAAUCUUCCUGCAGCGUAUUCUCAAAAAUACUGAAUUUGUUUUCCUGUGCAAUACUGACAAGGAGAGACUCUUUCUUCAAUCCUAACAGCUUCGUGGCUUCUUUUUGUUGUGUUUGGAGAGAGACUGUUUAGAGGAGAAAUAUUUUUUAAACCCAUUUUUUUGAUGAAGCGUAUGAUUUUACAGUCGUUACCUGCUUCUUCAUGUUAAAUGGGGUGGGGGGUGGGGAGAAAAAAGGGAAUCCGCCUAACUUUAGUGGCGCAUGGGCCAUUCAGCCAGCGAACUGUAGCUGUUUGCAAAAGUGCUGAGCAUAAAAGCAAAAACUGGAGGCAGCGAAAACUCAAGAACUG
Gavialis gangeticus (Gharial) is the source of this 3426-nucleotide messenger RNA. RefSeq names its product BCAS3, microtubule associated cell migration factor (gene BCAS3). The record is from RefSeq and is a predicted model, not a curated record. Gene Ontology annotation, molecular function: protein binding. NCBI's taxonomy places the organism in Eukaryota, Metazoa, Chordata, Crocodylia, Gavialidae. The transcript has 26 exons. Gene Ontology annotation, biological process: autophagy; response to starvation. Gene Ontology annotation, cellular component: cytoplasm. Bases 106 to 2946 code for a protein of 946 amino acids.